AUGGAGCUGGAUGAGACCCCCGAGCCCCGCGGCAGCCCCGACGCGGCCGGGUGGGCCGAGGAUGCGCAGGACGAGCCCUCGGAGAUCCAGGGGCUGCUGGCCCAGCUCGAGACCCUCGACGCCAACCUGUGCGACCGCCCGCCCGCCCCGGAGCGGGGCCCGCCGUCCCCCUCGGGCGCCGGAGCCCGGCGGUGCCCGGGCAGGUGCCGGCCCUGCCCGCUGCACGUGGCCACGGGCCGGGGCCUGGCGACGCGUCCCUGCUGCCCCCAGCACCCGGCCUGUGCCCGGCCCUGCCACGGGCUGCUCUUCGCCGAGGCCGACCGGGAGGACUUGCUGAGCCUCCUGUGCUACGAGGGCGGGCUGCCCGAGGCCGGUGCCGAGACCCCCUUGGCCCGCUCCGAUGUUCUGGCUGGGACCAACCUGGAGAUGCUGCAGGCCCGGGAGGAAGCGGACACUGUGGAGAAGCCUGAAGGGCCGGGAAGGCCAGAGAGCUCAGAGGAAGAGCCUUCCGGCAGCUGGUGCUAUGGAGAGGGGCUUUGCGAGGUUGAUUCCACCUCUGAGGGCACUCGGGAAGGUUCCCCAGAGCCAGCGUGGGCAGCCCUGCCUCCCACUCCAGCCCCCGAGGCAGAGCAGCCACCACCUCCAGGCGCUGUGACCAACAGGGAACCCCCAUCAUCCUGCCCAGCCUUCAAAGAGGUUCCAGGCCCCUGUGACCCGGAGGAUCUGCUGGACGGUGUCAUUUUUGGGGCAAAGUACCUGGGCUCCACACAGCUGGUCUCGGAGAGGAACCCCCCGACCAGCGUCCGCAUGGCGCAGGCCCAGGAGGCCGUGGACAGGAUCAAGGCACCCGAGGGGGAGUCCCAGCCCAUGACAGAGGUGGAUCUGUUCGUCUCCACGCAGAGGAUCAAGGUGCUCACUGCGGACACGCAGGAGGCCAUGAUGGAUCACUCCCUGCAGACCAUCUCCUACAUCGCCGACAUCGGCUCCCUCGUGGUGCUCAUGGCGCGCCGGAAGCUGCCCCGGCGCUCGGAGCUGGCGGAGGAGAAGCGGCUCUACAAGAUGAUCUGCCACGUCUUCCACUCGGCUGAUGCCCAGGUCAUCGCCCAGGCCAUCGGGCAGGCGUUCGGUGUGGCCUACCAGCGCUUCCUGGAGGCCAACAGCAUCGACCCCAGCGAGCUGAGCCCGCGCCAGUACAGCCGUGCCCUCGAGGACCAGGAGCAGUACAACGCAGAGCUGACCCACUUCUCCCGGCAGGAAAACUGCAAGGAUGUCUGCAUCCGGAAGCAGAAGGGGGAGAUCCUGGGCGUCGCCAUCGUGGAGUCAGGCUGGGGCUCCAUCCUGCCCACCGUGGUCAUCGCCAACCUGAUGCACGGGGGCCCCGCGGAGCGCUCGGGGGAGCUGAGCAUCGGGGACCGCCUCAUGUCCGUCAAUGGGACCAGCCUGGUGGGGCUGCCCCUGGGCACCUGCCAGAGCAUCAUCCGGGAGCUGAAGCACCAGACCGAGGUGACACUGAACAUCGUGCACUGUCCCCCUGUCACCACGGCCGUCAUCCGACGCCCCGACUCCAAGUACCAGCUGGGCUUCUGUGUUGAGAACGGCGUGAUCUGCAGCCUGAUGCGCGGGGGCAUCGCAGAGCGCGGCGGCAUCCGCGUGGGGCACCGCAUCAUCGAGAUCAACGGGCAGAGCGUGGUGGCAACGCCCCACGAGAAGAUCAUCCAAAUCCUCACUGAGGCAGUCAGCGAGGUCCACAUCAAGACUAUGCCAGCCUCCACGUACCGCCUGCUGACGGGGCAGGAGCAGCCCGUGUUCCUCUGAGCCACUGGCCGUGCCUUGGACAGGCAGGAGCAAACCUGAAGUGGCAGGUCUGGCUCUGCCUUCUGCCCCAGCCCUGCGUCAGAGCCCUCAACAGGACCUGAUCUUGCACCUCUU
Molecule: messenger RNA, 1929 nt
Organism: Myiozetetes cayanensis
Lineage: Eukaryota; Metazoa; Chordata; Aves; Passeriformes; Tyrannidae
Gene: APBA3
Product: amyloid beta precursor protein binding family A member 3
Exons: 10
Coding region: 1-1815 (604 amino acids)
Biological process (GO): chemical synaptic transmission
Cellular component (GO): cytoplasm; plasma membrane; dendritic spine
Molecular function (GO): amyloid-beta binding; protein binding
Source: RefSeq, a predicted model, not a curated record